Fonsecaea multimorphosa CBS 102226 is the source of this 1161-nucleotide messenger RNA. RefSeq lists its product as uncharacterized. Gene Ontology annotation, molecular function: porphobilinogen synthase activity; zinc ion binding. Lineage: Eukaryota; Fungi; Ascomycota; Eurotiomycetes; Chaetothyriales; Herpotrichiellaceae. The coding region runs from base 1 to 1161 and encodes 386 amino acids. The transcript is spliced from 2 exons. The record is from RefSeq and is a predicted model, not a curated record. Gene Ontology annotation, cellular component: cytosol. Gene Ontology annotation, biological process: heme biosynthetic process.
AUGUCCUUCUCCUCCCUCGUUCAGGACAUCGCCUUCCGCGACUCCCCGUCGCAAACCAACGCACGGACAGGUGCCAGCAACAUCAGUAACAAUGACACGCAGUCUACCAUCUCCCGGCCAUCCCAAGCUCGCUCAUACACUUCCACCGCCGCCACCAGCGUGAGCAUUGCGGGCGACAUCUCAAGUCAACUUCAUGCCGGCUACAGCCAUCCACUUUCAAGAGCGUGGCAAGCAGAGAGACAGUUGACCAAGUCAAUGCUCAUCUACCCUCUCUUCAUAACCGACAACCCCGACGAAGUGACUCCAAUUCCUUCGCUCCCCAACCAAAAUCGCCUUGGUCUUAAUAAACUGGUCCCUUUCCUUGCACCCCUUGUGCAAAAGGGCUUACGCUCUGUCAUUCUCUUCGGCGUGCCUCUCGCUCCCGAUGCAAAAGAUGCUCUAGGCACAGCUGCCGAUGACCCGGAAGGACCUGUCAUCAAAGGCAUUCAACUCAUUCGCCGACACUUUCCUCAAUUGUUUGUGGUUGCAGACGUUUGUCUCUGUGAGUACACCUCUCACGGUCACUGCGGGAUUCUUCGGGAUGAUGGCUCCUUGAACAACGCCAUGAGCGUCGAACGUAUUUCCGAUGUCGCAAUGGCGUACGCUCACGCCGGCGCACAUUGCGUCGCUCCCUCGGAUAUGAACGACGGACGCAUUCGUGCCAUCAAGCUUAAGCUUAUCGAGUCCGGACUGUCGCAUCAAGUCAACCUGAUGAGUUACGCGGCCAAGUUCUCGGGUUGCUUGUACGGGCCAUUCAGAGAUGCAGCGGGAUCGUGUCCGAGCUUUGGCGAUCGCAAAUGCUACCAGCUGCCUCCCGGUGGUCGGGGACUUGCUCGUCGCGCCAUCGCACGAGACAUUCAAGAAGGUGCCGAUAUCAUUAUGGUGAAGCCCGCCUCGUCCUACCUCGAUAUCAUCUCAGACGCCAAGGAAAUCGCAAAGGAUAUGCCCAUCGCGGCGUACCAGGUGAGUGGAGAGUACGCCAUGAUUCACGCGGGCGCCAAGGCCGGCGUGUUUGAUCUCAAGACCAUGGCCUUUGAGAGUACCGAAGGUAUUUUGAGAGCCGGGGCGGGGAUCGUGGUGAGCUAUUUCACACCAGAGUUUCUGGACUGGUUGAGCGCUUAA